Messenger RNA from Scomber japonicus (chub mackerel), 664 nucleotides. RefSeq names its product voltage-dependent calcium channel subunit alpha-2/delta-2-like. NCBI's taxonomy places the organism in Eukaryota, Metazoa, Chordata, Actinopteri, Scombriformes, Scombridae. The record is from RefSeq and is a predicted model, not a curated record. The transcript has 4 exons. Bases 269 to 664 code for a protein of 131 amino acids.
UGCGCAAAUAGGCAGCCAGGCACAUCAGCAGCGGCGGCAGAGCAUCUUCCUGAUCCUGAUCUCCCGUGUCUUCUUCAGCUGCCAGUCCUUGCGUGCGCGUCUCUGAUUGAGAUUCCACUGCCGGCUGAAGUGUUCAGAAGCCUCCGUCAACCAUCACCCUCCCACCACACACUUUCUCUGGAGCUCGGUUAUUCUUAGCACAGCUGCGAGAGACUGUCCUUCCGGCCCUUCUCUUAUUUAUCCCAGUUUCUUGAAUAUUUAAUGGAAAAUGGCGAUCUGCGCUCAGUCGUACGGUGUUUUCUGCCUCCUCACAAUCCAAACUGUACUUAUCAUAUGCGUCUCCACGCCGACAGCCGGGACUCACCUCUUCCCCCAGCACUACACAAUGAUUCACUGGGCCGGACGCAUCGAGAAGGAGCUGGAAAAGGUUCUGCAGCACGUCACUGGAACUCAGCAGAUGAGAUCGAUAUAUAAUGAGAAGAAGAGCCAGUUUGAAAUCAAGAGAAACAACCCCAAGGACUUGGUGGAGCGAGUGGCACGUGACAUUUCUAAGCUUCUCAACAGUAAGAGGAAAGCCCUGGAGCAGAGGCCUGAGAUCAGUUGGGUCGCUCAGAACCAGCUGAGACUGUACAACAUCCUGUAUGCUGUCAGUCAAAGCCAGUGA